Molecule: messenger RNA, 363 nt
Organism: Populus trichocarpa (black cottonwood)
Lineage: Eukaryota; Viridiplantae; Streptophyta; Magnoliopsida; Malpighiales; Salicaceae
Product: probable pectinesterase 29
Exons: 3
Coding region: 1-363 (120 amino acids)
Biological process (GO): cell wall modification
Molecular function (GO): pectinesterase activity
Source: RefSeq, a predicted model, not a curated record
AUGGUAACCGGCGACAAGACUGCAUUUUACCAAUGUGGCUUUGCAGGGGUGCAAAACACACUGUUGGAUGAUGGAGGCAGGCAUUACUUCAAGCGUUGCAGCAUACAGGGUGCUGUUGAUUUCAUCUUUGUAAGUGGCCAAUCUAUUUAUGAGGAUUGCUCUAUACAAGCACUUGGAGGGUUUAUUCCAGCACAAGGAAGAACGAAUCCAAAUGAUGCAAAUGGGAACCAUAUAACAUUUGCCGAGUAUGGCAACUUCGGUCCAGGAGCUGACACUUCAAAAAGGGUUAGCUGGGCAAAGAAGCUGAGCAUUCAGAGCUUGGAAGAAUUAACCAGCAAGUCUUUCAUUAAUAGCGAUAACUAG